Pelagomonas calceolata is the source of this 3516-nucleotide messenger RNA. The record is from the annotation of a GenBank genome assembly. Lineage: Eukaryota; Pelagophyceae; Pelagomonadales; Pelagomonadaceae.
AUGAUGAGCACCACCACCAGCCGCGUGCAGCCCCUAUUGGAUGACGAGGAGGAGGCGGCGGAGGGCGGCCUGAGGCGCAUCACGGGCACCGACACGAGCGGUGAUAGAGACGAUGAAGCGCUGCCGCCGGUCGGUGGUUCGAUCGGCGUCGUGAGCCACCCCGACGGCUACCAGUACGUGGUCAAGGCGCGGCUCGCGGUCACCGUCCACGCGCUGCUCGACGUCGUCGAGACCUCGAACACCUUCUCGGCGACGGUGGAGCUCGCGCUGGAGUGGGAGGUGUCCGAAGACCAAUGGAUAGGCUGCGAAACCUUCUGGCGCGACCACUUCAUACCGAAGGUGCUGCGCGUCUUUUUUGACAAUGCGAAAGAUAGGGAGAACCUCUUCGCUGCGGACGCGAACGAGGACGAAAGAGUGGGCCGCGACGACGUCGGCGCGCCGCUCGUCGACUCGGACACCGGGAAGCGCGCGCGGCUGUUCCGCUUGCGUCGACGACGGACUGUGGAAUUCCGGCAGCCGCUCGCGCUGCAGCACUAUCCGUUCGACUACCAGGUGCUGGCGAUUCGCUGCGUGGCGGAGGGCGCGGAGCUGUUCGGGAGGUACUUCCAGCUCGAACUCAUGCAUCCAAAGCGGUCGAACUACGGUCCUGGUAGACAUACCAUAAUCGAGGACGCCGACCACGUCGACGAUUUGGACAUAGAGUCUAUUUUCGCCCUUGACGGCCGCGACAUCGCGAAGCCCGGGUCGGAGCGGCCGCGGCCGCAGGAGUACGCCGUCCUGCUUUUCGUGUCGCGUCAAUACAAUUCGACGUUGAUGAACGCGAUUGUGCCGGUUUUCUUUAUGGAGAUGCUGAGUCUCAUCAUCUAUUGGGUCGAGCCCUGUGACGUCGCUGAUCGCGCGGCCAUAACAUUGACGAUCUUUCUUGCGGCGGUAACGUUCAAGACGUACAUGUCGACGCUCUUACCGGCGCUGCCGUACCUCACGAGCGUCGAGCGGUUCCUGUUGGGGGGGAUGGUGCUGCUGCUAGGUCAAGGCUUGUUCAUUGCCAGGGUGGGUUGGUAUUGCGUCAACGGCGAAAAUACUAAGGGUUUCCAUGGACACCCUUGGGAUUGGCGCUUCCGGCACUUUGAAGAGGACGAAGAUGAAGCCUGGCGUCAGUCCGCUGAUGGGACCAAUGCAGCCUACUGGAAGGAGGACGAUGCGAGUUACUGGCUCGGCUCCGACGCGGCGCGGCGCCGGAUGUCGGUACGUUGGGACCAAGUCGCAUUCUACAUGACUCUCUCCAAAGCGCUACUGACGGUUCUAGCCCUCUUCAAUAGAAUUUUCUGGCUCUACUACAAGCUCUACCGGAUAGACUACGAGAAGGCAGUGGCGGAGAGCCUGGGAGACGAGAGAGCUCUAAACAAGCAAUCGUUUUUGUCGUACGUCGCGCGGCGCGCGCGCUGUUGCUACUCGCCGGCGGCGGCGGUGCGGCGGCGCGGGGCUGCCCACGCUGAAAAAACGCCCAGGCUCGAGGAGCGCCGGAGGCGGGCCGUCGCGUUCUUCCGGGACCUAGCGUCGCAGAGCCUCGAAGGUUACACGAACCCAGAGGUGAGUCACAGGCCGCGCGUUCCCAAGACAAAAAAAGCCAAGCCCGAGAUGGAGGCGACGCUCGACGAGGACCGGUGCAUUAUUUUUGACGUGGGUACUGGCGAGGCGAAAGCCAUAGCCUACGAGUUUGUGCCGGAAACAACCGCGGUCAAGGUAAAAGAUCUGGCGAAGUUCAAGGACGGUAAGGUCGCCGUGAAGGAUUUGUGUCACGACCGGGACACUUCAUCCUUCGUGGAUUUUGUCGGGGAGACGCUGACGCCGCGCCUCGUCGUGAGCGGCUCGACCAAACCGGACGGGUCCCCAGAAAAUCUCUGGAAGCUCCAGGGGUUCAGCGCCGUCAAGCACGAACGCGCCGAGGGCCUCUACACGGUGGAGUCGUGGGAUAGUGAUGAUGCAAAGGCGUGUGAUAGAGGCAAGGGUACUGCAGUCGUAUUUGUAAACAGGGAGCCGUAUAGUCCGGACCUCGCAAGGGAAAGGCUCGAGCGUGCUGCGGAGCUGAAGAAUAAGGCAGUACCUGCAAAGGACAUCAAGGUGGGAGACCGCGUCAGGGCGAAGGCGGCGAUUCGCUACGCACGAGAUGCUGAUGGUUCCGCAGUCCCUGUCGGUGAUGUAUCCGCACCGGAAGCUAUCGUUCUGCCUGGCGCUAAGGGCACUGCUAUGAGCGUUGCGGGGAGCGCGGACGCCAAGUUUGUGCGAGUGCGCUGGGACGACCACGAGGACCUCGGCGCUGCUCUCGUAAAGGCGGACGACGCCAUCGUGGAAAUCGUGCCCGAGGUCGUCUUUCGGUUCUGGGCGCAUGCUUCCAUCGAGCGCAGCGGUGAUGCGAAACCGCGAUGGCGACGGUCACCGUUAGUAGUGGGCACGGGAUCAUGGUAUCGAACUUCGAAAGGCGGCGACCGAGCGGUGGCACAUAACCUUUUUGGCGAAUUACGGAAAAAGUAUGAUGCCGCGGUAGUAAUUCUAUCUGCCAUUGACGAGGCUUCGUACGAGGAGACGGCCACGCUAUAUGCGCACAAGCUUAUGAAGUGGGAACCGCCUGAUGCUGUUAUUUCUGGCGGUUCCGGGUCUACCCAGGCCUCAUGCAUCUCGCCGGCGGACAUCGGCGACCUUGUCGAGUACAAAGGCAGCGAGGCGCAGGUGGUGGGCCGCUGGCGAUGCGAGGACGGGCACGUCUACGAGGAUGGAAGACAGAACCGCUGGUGGCCUCGGAAGCGGUCCGGCAACGAGAAAGAGUACUGUCACGGCUACGCCUACGACAUCCAAUUCGAGGGCAAGCGCCACCGCGUCGACGAAGUCGAGCGCGUACUGCAGAGAUGGGGGAAGGGGACAAAGCGGCAGUCGACGCCGCAUCUUAUUCAAUGUGGCAACCGCGAGGGCAAGGACUUGAUUCUUGCGGCGACGACCGUCGAAGAGGGCUGCGAGGCAUGGGAGAAGGUGAUCAAAAUGAGGUUCCACGAAGCUGGCUUCAACCGCGACUCGUACAUUAAGAGCUGUACACUGAUGGGCGCGUGCUUUUACGCCGCAGAAUAUGCCGAGGUGCCCCUGAAAGGCACUACAGUUAAAAUUGCAAAGGAUAAAUUCGAGGCCCACAUUCGUACACUCAAGAACGCAGCAAAGAAAGUCGAGCGCGAUGAGAAAACGGCGACGACGAAAGACACGCUCGCUAAAGUCAAAGCACCUCCGUACGAGCUCGGGGGCAGGAACGCGGCUCAAACACUCUCGAACCUCAUGGUCCAAGCUCGUAUCUGCGAGAUGCUCGGCGACGGCGUCUCAGUGCGCUACGUCCGCGAUUGGAAGCUUCCUGGCGCCGACGGAGUCGUGGAAUUCCGCACGACGUGGAGCGCGGGCUAUUACCUCCAGGACCUCGUCCGCCGGCGCCCAUACCUCCUCGCGGCAGAAGAUACGGGGUUCCAGGACCUUAUUUAA